AGCAUUAAUAGAAGAAAAAACGGCAACUCGCCGAGUACAUUGAAACGGUGGAGGAGAGAAGGGCCGCUCUGCACAAGCCUUCGCUGCAAUUACCAUUCACAUUAAUCCAUCCGUAUCAGAAAACAAAAAGAGAACUCCAUGUCCGGUAACAGCGCGCCAUCGAAAGAAAUCCCCGGCCAGUGCCCGACCCCCGUGGAACUUGGCGUGUCGGGGUGGAACAUCCUUCACUCCUCCGCUGCCGUCUACCCGUACAAGCCCUCCCAGGUGCAGCAGACGGCCAUGAAGAACUUCAUUGAGUCGUGGGCGCACGUCUAUGCAUGCAGCUGGUGCGCCUACCACAUGCGCGACUACGUCCACAAGCACCCACCGGACGUCCGUGACAAGGUCAGCGUCUCUCGCUACGUCUGCGAGCUGCACAACGAGGUGAGUGCACGCUUGGGCAAGCCCGUGUUUGACUGUGCGCCGGAGGUGGUGCUGCGCCGCUGGCACCCGGGCUAUCCCGACAAGAUGGCGGACAAGCCCACCGUGGAGGAGCAGCUCGCGAUGGCGGCGAAGAAGAAGGCCGACGCGGCGGCGGCACAGCGCCGACAGCAGGAGCAGGAGGAGCGACGCUUCAGCGAUUUUGGUCUCACGACACGUGACGGGGCGCCGCGCGAGCCGGCGGGGUGGCGUGAUGUGUCGUCAUCUGCCUCCCGUACCAACGCAGCGGGCAGUGCCGGAGAAACCAUCAACGACAGCAAUACCAAUAGCAGUAGUAACGAUAAAAAAGCCAAGCGAUGGUGGUUUUUUGGGUCGUCAGCCUUUAACGCCGCCCCUUCGCCGUCACCCCUGCCGUCCUCCGCAGAGGUGCCGUCGGCGGACUCGCCCACUGCUGCGACGGCUGCCCCGGCCGAGAGCGGCAGCGUGGCGGCCGGUUGGAAUUCGUCUCACCUCCCUUCUGCAGCGGCGCCGUCCACGCUCUCGCAGACGCCGCUCCGGAAGAAGGCGGCGGACGAUGAGACAGACGUGGACGCGGUGUUGGAGCGCCUGAAGCGGUGCCAGGUGUACUGCCCCGAGGAUGAGGAGCUGCUGAAGCAUUAA
Molecule: messenger RNA, 1080 nt
Organism: Leptomonas pyrrhocoris
Lineage: Eukaryota; Euglenozoa; Kinetoplastea; Trypanosomatida; Trypanosomatidae
Product: putative mitochondrial 2Fe-2S iron-sulfur cluster binding domain containing protein
Exons: 1
Coding region: 139-1080 (313 amino acids)
Cellular component (GO): mitochondrion
Molecular function (GO): flavin-dependent sulfhydryl oxidase activity; flavin adenine dinucleotide binding
Source: RefSeq, a predicted model, not a curated record